GCUGAAGCGCGUACGCUUACGCUUUUCCGUCUUCGCGGUAAAAUCACCUAAACGCCCAAAACUCAAAACUGAAAGUUUGCGCAGAUCUUAGGCCUCCUCCUCCUCCAUUUCCGUUUCUCUUCCUUUUCCAGAUUCAAAAAAAAAAAAAAAAAAUCUGAUUUACACUACGAACCCUAAAUUUCUUAAACAUUAUCAUCCAAAUUUUGCCAGAAAAACCAAUUGUCAAAUCAUUAUUUUUUUUUCUCUAUUUUUGGUAUCAAAUCCAUUUUCGCUUUACUGUAUUUGCAACCUAAUCUCUCUCCGUAGAUUCGUUCCUAUUUUAGGGUUCCUGAAUUCGAUGAAUCUUUUGCCGUCCGCCAAUUUGAUCAUGUAAAUUAGUCAAUCCAUCGAAUGGCCUCUAUUCGUCGAACGCUAUCACCGGCGGCAUAUCACGACCGCACAUAUCAAAACGGCAUCGCUUCCACCAACUCUCCACUGUCAGUCGAUUCGCCCUCUCACAAGUUUUUUACCAGCAACGCCGCUAAGUACUCCUCUCCAUUAGCCUCCUCAGCCGCUUCAUUUGUCAGUUUCAACUCCAUCCCUCUCCGACGGUUCUUCGCCGCCGCUUUCCUUCAAAAACGGAAAGGAUUUCGCAGAUCUUUCUAUAGAUGCUUGAUAUUCUUCGUUGUAGGCUUCUUUUUGGGUAUGUUAUUGUUUGGUCAUGUGGAUAAUGAUGUCCGGAAUCAUGAUUUCUCUUUUGAGAUCAAGCCGCCACAUGUCAAUGUUCAAUUAGACGACGGCGAUAAUCGCAGUAUUAAGCACGGUGUUUUUGCUCUAAAUUCUGUGAGUUUGGGGGUUGAUGCGCAACUGAACUACGUUUCCAGAUUUGAUUUUGUCCCGAGGAAGCAAUUAAUCGUGAUUACGCCGACGUAUAAUCGUGCUUUACAGGCCUAUUUUUUGAAUAGAUUAGGGCAGGUGCUCAGGCUAGUGCAGCCUCCGCUGUUGUGGAUUGUGGUGGAAAUGAAGGCGGCGUCGAUGGAGACAGCAGACAUUCUGAGGAAAACGGGGGUAAUGUAUAGGCAUGUGGUGUGCGAGAGAAAUUCGACGACUGAGAAAGACAGAGGUGUACACCAGAGGAAUGCGGCUUUGGAUCACAUAGAGAGACAUAGGCUGGAUGGGAUUGUGUACUUCGCUGAUGAUGAUAAUGUGUAUUCGCUUGAGUUGUUCGAAAGCCUGAGAGAAAUCAGCCGAUUUGGCACUUGGCCUGUUGCAAUGCUUGCACAAAGUAAAAACAAAGCAAUUUUGGAAGGUCCAGUAUGUAAUCGAACUCAGGUAAUUGGAUGGCAUACCAAUGAAAAAAGCAAAAGACUUCGAAGGUUUCAUGUUGAUAUGUCAGGAUUUGCCUUCAACAGCACUAUCUUGUGGGACCCAAAGAGAUGGAAGCGCCGCUCUUUGAAACCAAUUCGACAGUUAGACACAGUGAAGGAGGGUUUCCAAGAGACCACAUUCAUAGAGCAAGUGGUGGAAGAUGAAAGUCAAAUGGAAGGUGUUCCUCCUGACUGUUCAAGGAUACUGAAUUGGCAUCUUCAUUUGGAUGCUCGAGGUCUUGUCUAUCCCAGAGGCUGGCUGCUUCAGAAGAACCUUGAUGUCAUUCUCCCUGUCAAAUGAUGGAAGUGUGACGUUGCAAUUUUGAUGCUAAGAGCUCAAGACAGUUGUGCCCUUGUUACAUGUGGGUAGCUGUUCAUUUCCAAGCAUAUUGUCGCUUCAUUUGCUACUAUCAGCGCAAAGCAAGCAUCAGAAAGAUGCGUGGCAGCCUUUGACAAAGAAACAAAGAAUUAUUUUUCCCCCCCAUUGGCUUUUGUUUGUGAAAUUUUCCUAGCGUGAUAUUCUUUCACAGAAGCGAAGUUCUGUUUUUGUUGUAGAUUUAUGGUUGGCGUUUUGUGGGGAUUUAACUACUUAAUUUUUGGAAAUUUACUUGAACAACACCCCCAACCAAAACCAAAAUGGAAGGUGUUUGUACUGUCUAGGAGGACUCAUGUUCUGAAUCUAUUCUUUGUAUGUGAUUGUAGGUUUUUCAUCAGAAUCAAAAAAGAGGGCAAGUUGUUUUAAAA
Molecule: messenger RNA, 2090 nt
Organism: Hevea brasiliensis (rubber tree)
Lineage: Eukaryota; Viridiplantae; Streptophyta; Magnoliopsida; Malpighiales; Euphorbiaceae
Product: probable beta-1,4-xylosyltransferase IRX9H
Exons: 4
Coding region: 391-1647 (418 amino acids)
Biological process (GO): glucuronoxylan biosynthetic process; plant-type secondary cell wall biogenesis
Cellular component (GO): Golgi membrane
Molecular function (GO): galactosylgalactosylxylosylprotein 3-beta-glucuronosyltransferase activity; xylosyltransferase activity
Source: RefSeq, a predicted model, not a curated record